CUUGUCUUCCCCCAAAUCUCUCUCUUUCUUCACUCCUUUCACUUCCACUCUCUCUUCUCAAUCUUCAUCAUUCCAAUCCCCUCAAACCCUAAUUUCUCCAUCCUCCAUUAAUGGUGAUUUUGCUGUAAAACACUACAAAUUACACAUAUUUUCAAGAAAAUAUGUUCAGAUUAUCCAUAGUUAUCCCUUCUCUUACUCUCCUCAUUUCUGUUCCUAUUCUCUUCUUAUUAGCACCAAAAAUCCUCCUACCUCGCCAAAUCUCCAUUUCUAUACCUGAUGAACUCGACGAUCUUUCCCUCUUCCACAAAGCAAUUGCUGCUGAAACAACUUUCCCUAAACACCCAUCACACAAGCUCCGUCUUGGAUCCACUACUGUUCGUCCACCCAAAAUCGCAUUUAUGUUCUUAACGAAUUCAGAUUUACAGUUUUCCGCAAUUUGGGAAAAGUUCUUUAAUGGUACUAAACCUGUAGAUCCACAUCUUUACAACAUUUACAUACACGCUGACCCAUCUAUCAAGAUUUCACCAUUAAUGGGUGUUUUCAAAGACCGAUUUAUUCCGGCGAAGAGAACUCAACGUUCGUCGCCGACUCUCAUCUCCGCUGCCCGGAGAUUACUUGCUCAUGCUUUACUUGACGACCCAUCGAAUUCGUAUUUUGCUCUUAUCUCACAACAUUGUAUCCCUUUACACUCGUUUAAUUAUAUUUACAAUUUUUUACUUGAUACCCAGAAAUUGUCGAGGAAAAUGGAGUUUCCUAGUUAUAUUGAGAUUCUUGAUGAAUCUGAUUCGUUAUUGGAUAGGUAUAAUGCUAGAGGAGAGAAUUUGAUGGAACCUGAGGUGAAAUUUGAGGAAUUUAAAGUUGGGUCGCAGUUUUUUGUGUUAACAAGAAAACAUUCUUUAAUGGUGAUUAAAGAUAGGAAGUUAUGGAGGAAAUUUAGAAAACCAUGUAUAAAUGCUGAGUCUUGUUAUCCAGAAGAGCAUUAUUUUCCAACUUUGUUAUCAAUGGAGGAUCCAAAAGGGUGUACUAAGUAUACAUUAACAAAUGUGAAUUGGACUGAUACAGUUGAUGGUCAUCCUCAUACUUAUCAUCCUUCUGAAGUUUCUUCACAGCUGAUUUAUGAUCUCAGAAAGUCAAAUUCUACAUAUUCUUAUAUGUUUGCAAGGAAAUUCUCACCUGAUUGCUUGAACCCUUUGAUGGAAAUGGCAGAUUCAGUCAUUUUCAAGGACUAGUUCUUGUUUGUUCACAAGGUGAUGAUGAAGGAGUGAAGACAAAUCAAAGGCAAAAACUUUGAUGAUGUUUGUGAAGACAAAAAAAAAUUGGUUGUUGUGUAGGAAGUAACACGUGUGGGAAUAAGGUUUUAUGAAGGGUUUGUUAAAAACAACAAUGCCCUCAAACCAAGUAAAUCCCAAAAGGAAAGUAUCCAACUCAAAGCUUGGAUGAGCUUUCAAAGAAAGCAAUGGAAAGCUAGUUUUAGUAGUAGUUCAAAGAGGUAUUGUUGAGGUGGUAAUUUAAUGAUGUAACGUCUUAAUGGUAGCUUCUAAUAUUCAUUUGGUGUUUUUGUGUGUGUUGGUUCUCUAUAUUGCUUGGACUUUUCAAAAAUACCGCCCGGAGUGUAACUGAUCUUCUGAAAGCUUUGCAUUUUUGGAAGAUCUGACACGUAUGCGGCAACAGUUUUGGAGUCUUCAAGCAAUAUGAGUUCUUGUACAUAUAUGCUAAGUAUAUAUGUGUUUUAGAUGAAUUAUUAUGAGGGGAGUGAUUGAAGGAUUGUUAAGUAUAUAGCCUUGAACAAAAUCAAGAAAAGUGCUAUACUCAUAUUUGCUUUUUUCCACUACUUGUGGAAAUGGAUCAUUGUAUCAAUUGGAUUUACUAUCCAUUGUUCUAAAUGAAUUAAGAGAAUUCUCUAUUUAUGCCCUCUC
Solanum dulcamara is the source of this 1916-nucleotide messenger RNA. RefSeq names its product glycosyltransferase BC10-like. Lineage: Eukaryota; Viridiplantae; Streptophyta; Magnoliopsida; Solanales; Solanaceae. The record is from RefSeq and is a predicted model, not a curated record. Bases 162 to 1229 code for a protein of 355 amino acids. The transcript is spliced from 2 exons. Gene Ontology annotation, molecular function: glycosyltransferase activity. Gene Ontology annotation, cellular component: membrane.